This is a messenger RNA of Musa acuminata subsp. malaccensis (wild Malaysian banana), 1590 nucleotides long. RefSeq lists its product as uncharacterized. NCBI's taxonomy places the organism in Eukaryota, Viridiplantae, Streptophyta, Magnoliopsida, Zingiberales, Musaceae. The record is from RefSeq and is a predicted model, not a curated record.
AUGUCGAGCGAUCCUCACGCUAACCCCGUCGAGUCCAUCGCCCACGGAGAUAGAGAAAUGCCGACGUCGACGCCGGAUCGUUAUUGGCGCCUGUUCAACGACUCAGGGAUGCCACCCCCAUUACCCGCAGUCGGCCCCCCGGCCGUACCGCCCGAGGCGUUUUUCGCCCUCGCCAAGCAAGUGCAAGGAAUGGCAGAAAUAAUGCAGACCGUUGUCCCACUUAUUCCGGAAAUCAAGCGGUUGGCUGACGCCUCCGCCGACCUGACACAACAAAGGCCGAGCGCGGGACAGGAUGUAAUCGGUGAAACCCGAGACGGCGCCGUUCACCGUGAGAGUUCGCUCGUGCGCGAUUCUCCUGCUCCCUCCCGAGCUGCGCGACGUCACUCCGAACCCGACACCGUAUCAUCCGACUCAGCGGACAGCUUCGUUAAAGUACAAUUCUCCCGAGUCAACCGCCGCCUGGACGAAUUCCGACGUGAACUCCAGAAGUCACGUAGCGAGUCAGGCGAGGGCCCCUCGGGCGGAUCCCCUUUUGUCCAGGAAAUACAAGAAAAAUCGGUUCCCCUCAACUUUCGGGUGCCGGCUCUGGAAACAUACGAUGGCAGCUCCGACCCAGCAGAGCACGUCGCCGCGUUCAGGACUCAGAUGGCCCUUUAUGGCACGUCCGACGCGCUAAUGUGCCGUACAUUUCCGACCACCUUCAGAGGACUAGCACGCGCAUGGUUCAGCCGGCUGUGCCAAUCCUCAAUCGCAUCUUUCGACCAGUUCGCCAAGGAGUUCGAACAAAACUUCCUUACCAGCGCACGACCUCAACCUUCCAUAGCCGCCCUGCUCGCGCUAUCGCAGCACGAGGAGGAGACACUCGCGCAGUUCGUAACACGCUUCGCCACGGAGAUCCACGGGUACCCGGAUACUCACCCUUCUCUGAUCAUGCAAGCAUUCCUAACGGGGCUGAAACCCUCAAGGUUCUUCUGGUCACUAAUCGAGAAGCCGCUGGCCACUAUCCCCGAGAUGCUCCACCGUGCCAACCAAUACGUCGCCGGCGUAGCAUUGGCCGUAGGAAGACGCACGGUCGGGAAGAAACCGCGGAUCGAGCAACCCCGAGUCGCCACCUCGUCGGUCAACCCGCAAUCCCGUCGGAGGCUCGACCACCCCGAGCAGAGGCUCCCGAGGCCUCCACCCCUCCCACUCAACACACCUUGUACCGAGAUCUUCCUCCAUAUCAGGGAGAAAGGUCUUUUGCGACCUCCAAAUCCCAUGAAAGCUACUUACAAAAAUCGAUCGAAAUACUGCACGUUCCACCAAGACCAUGGCCAUGACACAGAGGAUUGCCACGACCUCCAGAACCAGAUUGAGGAGCUGAUCAGAAGGGGGUACCUCGGCCGUUAUCUCAAGGAACCCCGAGAAGCAACCCCGCGUCCCCGGAUGCCCGUCGAAAGGCAGAUCGAUGUCAUCCGGGGACGCGGCGGGCGGCAGCAGCUCGAGCGCAAGGAAAUCCUAUGCCCGGAGCUCGAUCGAGAAACGCCCCCGACCCAAGCUAGAACCCGAAAUCUCUUUUGGGGCCGGGGAGGGGGAACGUUCCCAUCAUGA